GAUUGCCGUGAAGUAUAGUUGGAUGUCAUUUUGGCAAAAUUUUCGUAAAUGUUUUUGCCUAAAAUCGUGUAUUAUUGGCGAUAAUUAAUCACCAAUGGUGUUAACUGUUUCAUAAAUAAUCAGUGAACGUAUUGCAACAGUAAAUUUAUGUAUGUUUUGUGUUUGUUCAAUGAAAAAUAGUGAUUGUGUUGUGCUAAGGCUGAGAUUUUUGCUUACCAUCGCACACAUACACAUACAUUCAAUUUAAGAAGUCUCAUUGGAAUCAAUCCUCUAAGAUACACAAAUCGAUUUCGUGUGUAGCCUUUAUGCGAAUGUUUUUCAAUUCACUGAAAUUACUGUUCAAUUGGUGCAAUACAAUAUCCGUUUUUUUAAAAGAAAUAUAAUUGCAUUGUUUAUCAGCACCAUCUAAUCACCCAUUUUUUUGAGUGCUAUUGACUUUUGCUUGAAUUUUCCGGACACACAAUUCAAAAGCGCUAUUUUGACAGAUUUAUCAUUGAAUAAUUCCGUAAUAAUGUUUUAUGAAUAAAAUUGAACUCAUUUGAUCAAAAUAGACAAGUUAAUUCGAAAUCAGAAGUACACGGUAAACGGUGAUCCUGAAUCAUAAAAAUUGUAAUAAGUGCACGACGGCCAUUGAGAGUCGCCUUCGAAUAAAGCAACAACAACAAUAAAACAAAACCAAAGCACAACCAGGUGCAAUAAAUUCUAUAAAUUCUACGAUUUUUUUUAAUAUUAUAUUCUGGUGGAUAACUUUUGUGAAACAUUUUUUUUUGUUUGAUUCUUCGUCAACGGAGGAUUUUAGUGAAUAACCAAAAAAGAAAAAGUGCUAACCAACAAUAUAUUUGGAUUAAUACACGGAUAAUUCAUCAACAAGGAGGUGCACAAACAUCAAAUUCUGCGUUUAGUCACGUAGCUCCGAGUUUUACAUUUUUUCUAUUUAUUUGUUUCAUUUUCACAGUGCAUAGGAAAAGUGUGUUUUUAUUUCCGAAUUACGGAAGCCUAUAAAAAGAAGUCGAAAACGCCAACUUCGCUUCUAAAGUUUAAAAAAAAUUUGUUUGUGGUUUGUGGCAGACACAGAUUUAAAAGAAAUAUUUAGCUGUUAUAGCCAAAAUGUUCGUCAAUAUCUCACGUUUGUUUGCUAAAUAAAUAAAUAAAUCAAAUUGACAAUCCUUAGCAAAAAAAAAGAAAGAAAAAAAAUUAGCAAAAUAUUACGGUUUCUAUUGCAAUUUCUAAGGUGGUUUAAUCCAAUAUUAUUAGUAUUCCAAGCAACAAAAAGGAAAAAUUUCAAGUGAUUUAGUAAAAUGCUAGUGAGUAUGUGGUUUGCGAGUGAUAAAAAAUCAUGGAAAUUGAUGUGAAACGGAGGAGUAAACAGCGUAACCGAAGACGGGAGCGGGCACAACGUAUGCAGGCCGAGCGAGAAAAGGACGUCGUUGGUGGGGUACCCGACAGUGCUGAAGAAGAUGGUUCGCUAGUUCGGGAAAAACCACCACGUCCACCAUUACGACGUAAGAAGCCCAAAGAGCAAUCACCAUUGCUUGAAGAGGAUAUUAUCGACGGCUUUUCCAUAUUAGCAUUCAAAACAUACGAGGAUUUAGAGUAUGCAAUAAAAUUGGCAUCUAAACGUAACGAGAAGAAAUUGUCGGCUAUAACCGAAUUGACAACAUUAGAAGAUAAACCAAUUAAAAUAAUUGACAUUGGUCAACGUGAUAAAGAUCGUGAUAAGGAUAAUAGAGAUCGUGAACGAGAAUGGAAUUACAAGAAUAGUCACCACAUAAACAAUAAUCAUCAGCAAUCUAACCACACAUCACAUAAUUCUUUAACCUUAGCCCAUGAUCCGGGCACUUCGGAUGACAGUGGCCGUGCAUCCGAACGACUGACGACAUCGUCUGUGGCACCUCGAGAUGCUGACAGUUCCAGAGACCGGCUUAGUGAUGCGAGCAGUAGAUGUAGUUCCGGAAAAGGAUAUAUCUGUGAUAGUGAAGGGGACGAUGAUAAGGGUUCUGAUGGAGGGUCGGUUGUGUUUGCAUCGACGCCAGCACAGGUUGGAGCAACAACACCGAGUCCGACUGUUCCGCGCAAAGCUGAUUUCCCGACAACUGGACUGCCUCUCAGCAACGGGCCUUUGGGGCUGGGAGGCAGUGCAAGCCCAGUGCCUGUACCUCCAGGUCCAGCACCGCCAGCACCAUCACCGGCACCAGCUGCAUUACCUCCUCCAAAUUUGCCGCCGCCUUAUACGACACCAAUGCAGGGCUCAAAUGUCGCUUUAAGUACACAUUUGACACCAAUAUCCAGUCACUCAACUCAAGCCGGAUUGAUUAAGCCCCAACCAUCAGCCGCCAAAAUUCCUUCGACGUGUACGAGUACAUCUCCCGGUAAACAGGCACAGCCACUAACACAAUCUCCAUCUUCCAAACAACCGCCAUCUAUAGCGAACUUAAUUGGACAACCAAUAACUACAUUGGCCAAUGGCUUCAGUUCGCCCUCUAUACCACCCAUAUCAACGAAUCAUCCAAUCUCCACACCACGGAUUACAUCUCCAAACAGCACUAGCGUAAGUCAACCACAAAUAACGAAUGGAAUGGCAAACAGUUUAGUGCAACCGCCAGCAUCGUUAUCGGUUGGUGUACCACAACCGCCGCCAGCAACGGCUCCAACAGCGCCUACACCAUCUGUUCAUCCAGGAUUGGACAGUGCGACAGCAAGUUGUCGAACGAACAGUCCGGCUGUAGCGACCAGUGCCGUUUUAUCGGCAGCUGCGCCAGCAGCAAAUGGCAAUAGCAAUGCAACGAUAACAUCUUCUAAUGGAAGUUUACCGUCAUACCGUUCGGGUUAUCCUGGAUACCCGUUGUAUGCACCAUACAAUAACAUUCAUCACAGUCCGUACAUACCUGCAGUACCAUCUCCGUCUGCCUCACCACGAACGGUAGAUUCGAGAACGAGUAGAGAGUCGCCAUUAAUAAAUGUGAGCAAACCAGUUCGACCGAUUACGCCGAAUGCUCCCAGUAAUGGCGUGCCCUCGGUUGCAUCACAAGGUCCGUUAUCAAUCGGAAGCAUGUCGAGUCAACAACCAUCAAGGGAACAACACAUGAAUAUUCAAGCUUCCGAUAGUAACAGUAAAUUUACCACCGCGAUUCACCAGCAACAAUCUGGAGGAAAUCAAAUGCUUCCUGGACCACAUAUGCAACAACAACAGCCACAACAUCAGCAGACACAACAACAACAUCAACAUCAACAGCCACAACAACAACAUCAGCAGCAGCAGCAACAGCAACAUAAUGCCUCAUCAAUUCAAAGAGCUCAUUCUCCCCGAGGGCAUAGCCCAAACAGAGAACGUGAUAGUUAUAGUAGCAAUGUUAGUAGCCUGUCAAGGUCAUCAGCAACGCCUGGACCAGGAGCACCAUACAGUGGUAGUUCAGCUGCCCCAACAGGACCGUCUCCUGCGUUGCCUUAUACUUCUGGAGCAUCAGCUUCACCACUACCGCCAUCAUCAGUCGCAGUAUCAUCUAGUCUGUCCUAUUCUAAAUCCUCAGCACCAGUGUGGCCUAGCGCAAGCAAUACACAAUUGUCGCCAGCUACAGGUAGUAUGACACGACCAACGCCUCCACCUGGACCUGCUGCAAUACAUUCAACAGCACAGUCACAUUCAUCAUUUCCACCACCUCUUUUUGCUGCACCAAUGCCACCACCGGCUGUCUCAUCAGCUUCAGCGCCUCAUCCAUUUUCGGCUGAGUCUCUUUUUCAGUCCAGCAAAGCUGCCGAUCAAGCUGAUUUAUUGCGUCGGGAACUCGAUAAUCGGUUCUUAGAUCGGGCUGGUUUAACUGGUGUUCCACCUCCAUCACCGUACUUACGUCAAGAACUGCAUCAUCAUCAGCAUCAGCACACUCAUUUACAUCAGCAUCAACAACUAUUACCGGCUGCAUCACCAGCACCAGCUCCACUCUUUCCACCACCACUAUUUAAGGAUAUUCCGAAAAUGGGAGCUGUUGAUUCUCCAUUUUAUCGAACAGGUGCUUUAGGAAUGCCAACUGCAUAUCCAGGAUAUUCGCCUGGAUUAUUGCAUCCGGGCCUCGGUGGGCCCACACCAUUUGUGCCACCCAGCCAUUUGCCAUCAUUUGCGCCAAAGCCACCACAUCCUGCAGUUGAUCCCACUAAACCUAAACAAGUGAAGGCCGGACGAUGGAAUGCAAUGCAUGUGCGUAUCGCAUGGGAGAUAUAUCACCAUCAAGCCAAACAAAAUCCAGAUAAGACUGCAACACCUGGAAUCGGUGUCAAAACAGACAUGUUGCGACCGCCUACACAUAUAUUCCCACCUGCUGGUGUACCAAGAUCGCACGAAUUACCAUCAUCAUUCCCACCAUCUGGUUUGCCCGGUCGACCUCCAUACGAAUCUGGACCGAUGCCAGGAAGUUUUCUGGGGACGCCUGGUAGUCAUUUAGGAGGAGCAGUUUCUCCAUUUGGCAGAUACGGCAGUCCAUUUAGUAGUUUUCCCGGCAUGUCUCCGUUUGCUCGUGAAAUGCAUAUGGGCGGACCAAUGUCAAACGUACAUGAUCCUUGGAGAAAUUCACUCCAACGGACAGUCGGAGCCUAUCCACCACCACCGUCUCCUAGUGUGUGGCCAUUGAAACAAGAUUCCAGCUUAGAGGCAGCUCGACGAGAAGCUGAAGAACGUGAACGACGCGAACACAAGCGUCGAGAAGACGAACGACAGUUACGCGAGCGUGAGGAACGUCAAAGGGAACGCGAAAAAGAAGAGAAGCUUCGAAAAGAGGCACAAGAACGCGAAAGGGAAAGAGAACGGGAACGUGAACGAGAGAGGGAGCGUGAACGACGAGAAAAGGAGAGACGUGACAUGGAACGGCGGGAAAUGGAACGCGAGCGUAUGCUACAACAGCAACAACGUUUGUCCGAAAGUACAAAAUCGGUGCAACGAGACCGUUCACCACUACGAAAUGGAAAUGACAUUGAUCCAACUCAAAUAAAAAUUGAGCCGAAACGUGACGACGAAAUGCUGAUGAGACAAUCUUCAAUGAUGACCGAUCCACGAUAUCAUCAUCCAUCUGCAUCGGCUGCUGCAGCUGCUGCACACCAUUCAUACAUGACCAGUCGACACGGUCCACACAUAAUACCGCCACCACCACCGCCACAUCUGUCCCGAUCGAUGCUCGGCCAUUCAAUGGCUGGUCCACCAAUGUCACAUUACCCACCGCCAGGUCCCGCCUGGGCUAUCGAUCCGUACGGUCGCGAUCCAUAUCGAAUGGAUCCGAUGCAUCAAUUACGUUACAAUCCAUUAAUGGAAGCUGCAAUUCGUGUCGAAGAGGAGCGCUCCAAAGCGAUGAGCUUGUAUGCGGCCCAUUCCGUGGCCCAUUUGCGCGCAAAGGAACCGAGUCCGGUUCCGCCGCCACAUCACCGUAUGCCUCCCGGUUCAAUAAAACCAUCCGCCACACAUAUGUCAGUCGGUCCGGAUAUGCACAAAAAGGAAGACUCAACGUCAGCGCGAUGAUAAAUAAUUAACGUGAAAUUGAUCGCGGGAUCGAUUUGAAAUUGGAUCAUUGCAAUUCCAUGGAAGGAAGAAGAAAGAAAGGUAAAACAGAAUGGAAAUUUUUUGGAGGAAGGAGUAAAAAACGUUCCGAGUGCGCAAUUUCCGGUGUACAUUAUCCUAAACAACUGUUUGUUUGUUUUUUAACAGAAAAUUUUCUUUUAUUUUUUUUUAAUGGUAUAAAGGAGUGUGUGGUUCACAUUAAUUUUUAUUGAAUGACUAAGCUACUUAUUGUGAUUUAAACAAAAAAAAUGAAAAAGUAAAAAAACAAGAAAAUGAAAACCCUGUCUGUAAAUAGUUUCCUAGACCAAAACAAGAAGAAGAAGAAAAAAAAAAAUUAUAGAAAUGUAAAUUAUGUACAUACAUAGAUGAGAGGACAAUUUUUUAAUUAGUUGUUGUGCGUGCGCUUAUUUUUCGAUAAAAAAAAAUAAAAAACAAAAUAAAAAUAAAAAACUAACAACAAAAAAUAAAAAAAAAAUCUUCAAAAAAAAAAACUGGCAAAGACGUAGAGACUUGUAAUUUAAAAAAAUCUAAGAAUUCAUACAAAAAAAAUUUGGUAAUUUAUUUAGACAAACCAGUAACAGAGGUUAAUUAAAAAUGCAUAACUCAAUUUAAUUGAAAAAAAAAAAAACAAAUAUGAAAAAAAAUAUCGGGGUUGAUGGAUAGCAGUGUGGAUCGUGUUAAUGGUCUCUGUUUUAUUUUUAUUUUGAAUAUUUGAAAUGCAAAACAAAAUCUUUUUGUAGAAUUUUAAUGAAUUUCCGAUUACAAACACAUACACACAUCCGUACAACAAUCCAUCAAUCAGGAUACACCCACACAAACGACAAACGGGUGCUCAUAAUGAAAUAAUUUAAGUAACUUAAUUAAGUCACAUCAAAAGAUUAUUUAUUAAUCGAAAAAAGCAAAAAAAAAGAAAAGAAAAAAAAAACUGAGAAUUAAACAAAAAAAAAUUAAAAAUACUGAGAAAGAAAUUCAAAAUUUUUACAACCAACACACCUAAUUGUAUAAAAAAGAAAGAAAGCGGAAAACGUUGCAUUUCGAAUGGGGGCGAUAAAUGUUUAAUUUUAUCGGCUCCAUUUCUAUCACAUUAUUAAUUGCAUUUUUUUUCUCUUCAAUUUAUUUUGAUUUAGAUAAUUUUAGGUAAA
This is a messenger RNA of Bradysia coprophila, 6678 nucleotides long. RefSeq names its product tay bridge kinase (gene tay). The record is from RefSeq and is a predicted model, not a curated record. Lineage: Eukaryota; Metazoa; Arthropoda; Insecta; Diptera; Sciaridae.